Prunus armeniaca (apricot) is the source of this 2145-nucleotide messenger RNA. NCBI's taxonomy places the organism in Eukaryota, Viridiplantae, Streptophyta, Magnoliopsida, Rosales, Rosaceae. The record is from the annotation of a GenBank genome assembly.
AUGCCAACAAAACUCAAACCAACUACCCUUUUCUAUAAGCGCUUGCCUAAUAAGAUUCACUGCUCGUACUUGUCUACUGAAGCAGGUUUUAAACACCAAAACGUGUCCAAAACCAGAAAAGCCAGCAGCUUUCUUGUUUACUGCAAUUCCCAAAUCACUCAAAGUGGAAGAAAUGGUGAUAUCAAACAAGCAGAGUCAGUAUUCAAUCGUAUGCCGAAGAAGAAUACUAUUUCCUGGACUGCUAUGCUCACUGCAUAUGCUGAAAAUGGCCAAACUACCAAAGCACGUAAACUGUUCGAUGAAAUUCCCGAACGAAACGUAGCGUCGUAUAAUGCGAUGAUCACAGCUUAUAUUAGGGACCAGUGUAUGGUAGGUGAAGCUUUUGAGUUGUUUUCUAGGAUGCCCGAGCGUAAUGAGGUGUCUUAUGGUGCCAUGAUCACGGGUUUUGUAAAGGCGGGGAUGUUUGACAAGGCUGAGAAGCUUUACUGUGAUAUGCCAGUUAAGUUGCGCGAACCGGUUUGUUCAAAUGUUUUGAUAAAUGGGUAUUUGAAGGCGGGAAAAUUUGAAGAAGCAGUUCGAGUUUUUGAGGGAAUGGUAGAUAGCAAUGUGGUUUCUCAGAGUUGUAUGGUUGAUGGGUAUUGCAAAAUGGGAAGGAUUGUUGAUGCUAGAAGUUUGUUUGAUAGGAUGCUGGAGAGGAAUGUGGUUACUUGGACGGCAAUGAUUAAUGGGUAUAUGAAGAUGGGGAAUUUCAAAGCGGGGUUUGAAUUGUUUUUGAAAAUGAGAAGGGAAGGGCUAGUGGAGGUCAAUAGCACUACUAUGGCUGUACUGUUGGAAGCUUGUGGUAGUUUUGGUAGAUAUGGAGAAGGGAUUCAGAUGCACGGGUUAGUUUCUUGUAUGGGAUUUGACUAUGAUGUGUUUUUAGGAAAUUCUUUUAUCAUUAUGUAUAGUAGAUAUGGAUGUAUAGAUGAAGCUUCUAAGAUAUUUAAUAUGAUAAGCAAGAAAGACAUUGUUUCCUGGAAUUCCUUAAUUGCUGGUUAUGUUCAAUGUGGUGAAACUGAAAAAGCUUUUAGGCUGUUUAAGAUUAUGCCUGCAAAGGAUGUAGUCUCAUGGACAACCAUGAUGUCAGGAUUCUCUAGCAAAGGGAUGACUGAGAAAGCCGUCCAAUUGUUCAGAAUGAUGCCUGAGAAGGAUGAUGUUGCUUGGACUGCUGUAAUUUCGGGUUUUGUAAAUAAUGGGGAUUAUGAGGAGGCUCUCCGUUGGUUUAUUAAGAUGCUUCAAAAGGCAAUCAGGAUCAAUCCUCUAACUUUAAGCAGUGUGCUCAGUGCUUCAGCAAGUUUGGCCAGCCUAAAUGAGGGGAUGCAGAUCCAUGCUCUUUCAUUGAAGAUGGAUAUGGAAUUUGAUUUAUCUGUUCAAAAUUCUCUGGUAUCUAUGUAUUCGAAGUGUGGGAAUGUUACUGAUGCCUAUUGGAUCUUUACAAAUAUCUCUACCCCCAACACUGUUUCAUUCAACUCAAUGAUUACUGGGUAUGCACAAAAUGGGUUUGGGGAAGAGGCGCUUAACUUAUUUAGGAGCAUGCAGAAUGAAGGUUGCAAGGCAAACCAAAUCACCUUUCUAGGUGUUCUUUCAGCAUGUGUCCAUGUGGGCCUAGUAGAAGAAGGAUGGCAGUUUUUUAAUUCAAUGAAAUCAUUACACGAUAUAGAACCAGGACCUGAUCACUAUGCUUGCAUGGUUGAUCUCCUUGGUCGGGCUGGUUUGCUAGAUGAAGCUGUCGAUUUGAUUCAUUCAAUGCCGUUUGAGCCCCAUGCCGGGGUUUGGGGAGCUCUUCUCAGUGCUAGCAGGACUCAUUUAUGUCUUGAUCUUGCCCAGCUUGCAACUCAGCGCCUAAUUCAAUUGGAUCCUGAUGAUGCAACCCCUUAUGUGGUCUUGUCCAACUUAUAUUCUACUCUGGGGAAAAUGAAUGAUGGAAACCAAGUGAUGAUGACCAAAAAAUCAAAGGGGAUAAGGAAGAGUCCAGGCUGCAGCUGGAUCAUAGUGAAGGACAAGGUUCAUUUGUUUCUUGCAGGAGAUCAAUCCCAUCCGGACUUACAAGAGAUCAAAGUAAUGCUCUGGAUCAUAACGAUGGAAAUCGGACCGCUGGAUAGAUGA